AUGGAUUGGACAGAGUUUGAUAACGACAUCGUUUGUGUUUCUGUUGAGCGGAAGUCGGGAGUCGACAACAUGAUAAUCCGCUUACGCGCAAGUUAUUUGAGUUAAAUCGCCAUGAGCUAACUUCUCUCUUUGUUAUUGAAACUCUCAUGCGGAAUGCAAAAAUUUGUUGUUCCAUUUUUAAACAUUUGUGAAUAUAGAUUCACAUAGAUUUUUUUUUUGAAAUCAAAGUUAUUUUCUAGUUUAUUUCUGACACCUGACAACUUUGAGCUACUGUAUCAAUGCACUCUCAUUCAUAGCAAGGUCAAUUAAUUCCCUAUUUUAGAAUUUUCUACAAGUUUGCCCAAAAAAAGCUGUAUUAAAUUCUUUUACACUCUUCCCUUGGCGAAAAUUUUUGUAACAAAAGAUGAAUAAAAAAGUUUGAUAUGAGUUAUUUUGAAAAAUGAGAAAUUUAAAAAAAGAGGUACCCUACCAAAACAACUGACAACUGUUUAAAAAAAAUCAAGUCUGCAAAAGUAAGUGGUCACGUUCGUCCUUAGUCCUUCCCUCCUCGAAUUUCGAAGAGUUGAACGAUUUUCUUGAGUGAUCCAAGGAGAUUCCUGCGAGGAAAAUUUUCUUUUUUUUCUGGAACAGGCAGCUUCUUGCGUACGUGAAAACCGUAUUGUGAUUUUGAACGGCCAGAAUGGAAAGCAUCCUUUUUGGGCGGCGAAGAGCGUGCACGGAGUGUCGUCACGCCCCGCGGACAGGCGACGAGAACGGCGCUGCGACCAGUCGAAAGUCUGCGCCGCGCUGCUUUUCUUCCCGACCUUAACCAUUAGCUUAACCGGCAGCUGAUAGAAUCCGAGCUUCAUCUCGGAUUUAUUCGGGUCUUCAUGCCCAUGGCGCCUUCACCAGCGCUCGUCGGUCCUCCUUCUGUAUUCCCUCACCAUCAGUCUGCCUCUUUUUUCCAAGGAUCUGCCAGCUUCUUCGGCCUUCCGCAGAACUGGGAGCGACUUUGGUAAGUUUUGGAAAAAAACUUUGGUUGUUUUUUUUUUAAUUGAAGUCAUUUUUUUUCCUUUUCAUGUAACCACAAACUGAUUAACCCUGACUCCUGUAUUUUUUUAUCAUUUUUUUGUUUUUCUUUUGAUUAGUGGCAGCGUUUCUUUUUUCCUGUUUGAACGCAAAACUUCACGGCAUCCUUACUCGGACUAAUUAAAAGUUUUUGAAAGUUAUAAAGAGCUUAGCUAUAUCUUUCAUCGCGACUUCGAAUUUCCGAUUGAAGAUCAUUCUUGUUAAGAUAUCUUAUCCAAUAUUUUCUCUUCUUCUUCUACCUCGAAUUCUCUGAAAAUUUUUUACGUUUUUUUUAAUAUCUUCGGAGUGAAUUUCUGAAGUCUGAGGAAUAAAAUAAUUUCAAUUCCGAUUUCUUCUGUAUUGAGUUUCUAACUGUGUAGUGAAAGAUAAUCUUAUGAAUUAUUAAUGAGUAGAAACCAAGAAGAAGUUUUAAAAUUUACUCAAUACGAAACAUAUUUUUCUCAGUUAUUUUUUCUUUCUUCUAGUACAGUGCGCUUCUGGCUGCUACUACUUUAACAAUUUUCUGUCGAAGUUUUGAAUGCUUUCUUGAAUGGAAGUUUCCUCCUUUGUUGACUUUCCUGAAAAAGGCGUUCUUUUUUAUCUUUUCUUGCUUUUUUGCAUUUAUUAUUGGAGGAAUUCCCAAAUAUUUCUGAAAAAAACGUUAUUAUCAAAAAUGAAAACAAGGAAAAUUCCGAAUGAAUUCUCGCGGAGAAGCUUUCAACCGUAGAAAGUAUUGAGGUUUGCGAACGAAAAAUAGAACGCCAUGAUAUUAGUACUACUAGUAGUGUCCUUCGCCUCAUUUUUUUGUUGUGGCCUGGUCAAGAGUUUUCCACCGCACGCGACUUAAAUUGCACUAUACGUAUAGUAUGACCACCAGUAGCGCGGAAUGAUUUUUUCAUAUCUAAAAAAGAUUAACGAUCUAACUUUAUAUCGAUCAGUAUACGAACGUCUAAAAAAAGCAUAAUUCCCAUCAAGUUUUUUUGGAAAAAAAGAGUGUCGUCCGCCGGGAAAAAUAAGAGACGAAAAAAAUAACAGUGGCGACAGCAGAUCUCUUUCAGAUCCUUAUUUUUUUAAAAAUUAGAUCAAGAAAAAAAGAUUUCAUUUACAAAAAAAGCUCAGUAAAAUAAAGUUUAAAUGAAAUAAUCUCUUAGGGUAACUUGAAACAGUUCCGUCCGUUGGUCAUUUUUUAAACUCUGACCUGUUCUUCAUCUUUACAAACUUUUUUCUGCUUUUCAUAUGUACAGUUGAGGAAAAAAGUGAGCGAACAGGUUAGACUGAUCAUUUUUUUUAGAUUUCAACAUGAAAUCGUAACCUACUCGUCAUAUUUUUUUGGCAGUUUUGAAAGAAUAUCCGGAGUUCUGAUAGAAACGCAACCAAUUUCUUUCCCCUCAACUUUAAACGUUCUCAUGUGUUAUCUUGAGGGCCUCAGGCCACAAGAUAUGCAUCGAAAGGUCGAAACAGCUUGUUCUCGGCGCGGUCCUUCUAAAUGAGGAACUGUCCACCAUCCCUUUGCCCCUUUUUUUGAGUCCGAACUGCGUGACAGGCCAAGCAAACAGACUCAGUCAUUUUUGUUAGCUUUGUGUGAAUUAUCAACGCAAAGCACAAACAAAAUCGUCCACCGACGGGGCGCGAACCAAAAAAUGUGCUCAGGUUAGGUAUUGUUUUUCGAAACGUGCGAGCUCCGUCAAUAUUUCUCUAUUGUUUCAAGGACGUUCCAACGUCUGGAACUGUCUCACGUUUUUUCCUGAGUCUUCUAGAUAGAAGAACGUUCUAAAAAUAAGUCUAAGUAUGAGAUUCGAAAAAAAUGUCUUUAUAUAUUAAGUAACUUUUCACAAGUUACCGUAUUUGGUGACUGAAUUAAAACUUGCGAAAGUUAUCCAUAUAAGUUUACUUGAUUGGAGACGAAAAAUCCUCACAAAAAAACUUCAAAGUCCCUCUUUAAUCGUCAACCUGUAAUUUUUUUUUUUGCUAGCGAAGGUUUUUUUCCUUAUCUUAAGUUUAGGGCAAAGAACGUGUUGAUUUAAGCAAGCAGAAAACCUCCUUUUUUUCAUUAAAAUUAUUUCGAAACUGAUGAAACUGUAAAAAAACACAUUACUUCCAAGUUAUAAGCGAUUAUCCUGUUGAUCAGGAACCGAGAAAACCAAAGUUUCCAAUCAAUACUCACGAUCCCGCGAAAAAGUUUUAAUAUCCUCGGCAAACAGGCAAAACGGUAAAAAAAAAUGAAAAGAGAGGAAUGAAAACCAACGAAUCGGCUUACCGACACACGCUCGUAAUUAAAUGAUGGGAAAAGCGAAUAAACAGAAGAAGAAUGGUUGCUUUUCGAGAAGACGCGUGGAUUUUUGGCCGCUUUUUUCGUGAAAUUGGUCAAAUUGAAUCUAUCAUUUUGUCCCCUUCAUAAAUAAAAAGAUUGUGGUCAACUGUUUGAAUUUGUUUGAAAAAAAUGUUUGCAAUAAAAAAAUAAUUUUUUUGAAUUGUUUACAAAGGUUUUUGAUAAGAGUAUUACAAGUUUGUUUUAUGAAAAAAAUUUUUCAAAUUAGCUUAAUAAAAAAAUUCUGCAAGAUUUGUUCUUUCUCAACUUUUCAUUAACCUUUUUUUCUAGAGUGCAUAGAUUACCACUCUGAUGAAUUUCAAAUUCAUGUCUAUGAAUUGAUAGAAAAAGAUUUCUGAAACCUACUUUCGAAACUUACUGUUUCUCGAGAAUGGUUAAUGGAAAUUUCUCUACAGUGCUGUUUUUAAAAAUCUUUAAACUGAAAAUCAAUUUUGAUCCAUUCAGAAAGUUUUCGUUUUAAAAAGUUGGGCAAACCAAGGAGUAUUUCAUUUUUAAAAAUAAAAUGUAUGCUCAUACUGUAAUAAACCUACCAAAAGUAAUUUUGACCCAUAUCGAUCGAAAGCAAUGCGUAUUUCGCGGGUUUUUGGUUUGGCAACUGGCAGUUUGACGGAGAGGAAGUCAUGGCGACUGGGUCAGCGCUAUCGGUCCUUUCAUCUGUUCAUAGCCGCGGCCUUUCUUCUUACAGUAGCAUUCUCGACGAGUUCUUGUUUUUACUCGUUUCUCUUCUUGUAAUCCGUUCCCUAUUAGCUUUCUGACUCCUUUCCAUUCGCUUUAACGGUAUUAACGACCGCGGCUGAUGGAUUUUUCUUCUCAUUUCUUGUUUUCAUUAUCUCCGAUGAUUGGAUAUACGCGUUCCCUCGGAAUAAGACUUUUUAAGGAAGUUCAAAUUCGAAGGGAUGUAUCAAUUUACAGAAAAAUAAUUUUUUUCUAUAAUAUUUUUUUCUGAUAAGAGGUGAACCAGUUGAAACGACGGAGGGAAACAAAUAACCGACAAUAAACUGAUGUUUACAAUAAUUCAUGAAAGUCGAAAACUGCGCUGAUCUCUAACUUUUAGAAAACCAACUCUUUUAAGGUACGAAAACUAAAACUUCGAAGUCUUUUUCUUUUGAGAAAUUACUAGUUUUGCAUUUUGUAACGUUCGAACUUUUCUAACACUCAGGAUGCUUUUUUAAAAAAGAAGUUAUUAUCGAAAAAUGUUCGCAAAAAAAAAAAAAUGAAUUUUCUUUCAAAUUGUUCUUCACUACAGGAACUUUUCGGAAUUUUGUUGAAAUUCUCGUUAAAAAAAUAUAAAAAGUAAUUUGCCAGUAGCUUUUUGAACAACAUCUAGAUGCAAAUUUUCUGCAACCAUUUUUCUUUUUUGUGCUCUCAUUUGCGUCUCAAAGCAAUCGUCUUCUAGAAUUUGUUGCGAUGCCAAAGCUUAAAAUGCAUAGAAAGUGUUUGAAAAAAACCUUUUCACUGAUUUAUUUCUUCAAAUGCUUUUUCUAUUCUAAAUGCAACUGAUAAGGUUAGCGAUUGAAAUGUAUUUCUGAUGUGGGCGCUAAUCAAAAAAAGAAAACGUUAGUCACCAAAGUCGUACUUAUGAGUUACCCACUUCAUCUGUUUCAAAUUGUUUAAAUAAGUUUCCUUUGUUUGAAUACGAGUCCAUUUGCGCGUUCAUUUUCAAUGUUCCUUCCAUGAAAUAUUCCGUUUUUUUUCAGGCAAUCACGUGCUUCUGGAUCGAGUUCGUCACCUAGGAACUCGGUGUAUCAGCUCUCGCCUCAUAUGGCUGCUGCUGCAGCUCUGAGAAGAAGCUCCGAUUACGGUAAUAAUUUGAAUCGAAGACCAUCAAAGCCUUAAUAUAUUGUGAAAACGUGAAGUGUUUGAUAUUUGAAAAGCCUCAUUGAAGACUUUUCACGCAAGUAACUUUAUGUCGUAAAAAAUUUCGGAAAUCCUGAAAUUCACUCGAACUAACUUUUAAUGAUGAUCUGAGAUUGAUCGAGUCUCAGUAAAAAAAGCCUUCAAAGAACUGAUAGGCUUCCAUUCUAUUUAUGGCGAAGAAGUACAGAAAAAUAUCGACUUGGAAGUUUAACUAUCACCUCAUCUUGUCACAGUUUUCCUUAUCAGAUUUUUUUCAGUUUCUUAUCGAAUUUUCUUGAUUUAUUCCUUGAAUGGUUCGGAAUUUUUUUUUUGAAAUUUCAGACAUAGCCGAGUAUUGAAUUAUCCCUUGAACAAAGGUUGCGUUUUGUGAGGACUCGGUUGUUUAUGUAUGCAUUGUGGUCACUCGAAUCCAUAAUUGCUUCUCGACUGCCUUUCCAAAAUUCUUUCAACUCCCAGUUUCAACUUUCUUUCUCUUUCAUUUACUUUAGAAACAUAGUAUGUAGUAGUAGUAGUAUUUUGUUCGUCUGGGAGUUCAUUUGAUUAUUCUACUCUUGCCUUCAGAAAAUCUGCCUGCGGCCACUUUCUCUCCUCAUCUACCGCGUUUUAUUCUUUUCUUAUAGCUGCUGCAAUUUUUUUUUAUUUCGGCGACAUUUUUAUUUGGGAAACUGGCCGUAUAAAAAAAAAUGAAAAAGCUGAGAUUCGAUUUUUGUUUGAUUUUCAUCUUCAAGUUCCAGCAAGAAAACCACAUACGUCGAGUGCUUGAUUUUCUUACAUGUAUUCAUUUUUUUGAUUUGAUGAUUAUUUGAGGGAAUUGUUCGAAACUCCAUAUCAUUUUUGAAGAUUGUUUUAUUAUUUUACCUUUUGAACUUAGUCUUUCGAAACAAUUUCAAAAUUUUAGCGUGAAAGAUUUGCAAAAAUCAAAUUUCAAGCACAGUUUAAGGAGUUUUUUAUAAAAAAAAGUGUUAUAGUCGACCUCAGUAAAAUGAAAGAAAAAUCAUUGAUAAUUCAAAAAUAGUUGAAAAAACUCAAACCAUCUUAUAAUAGCGCCAAACGUUAAAACUCUCGGGUUAAUCAAUUUUUUGAUUAAUUUAAGAGAAAAACUGAAUCCUCGAAACCCUCUCAAAAAGUGACGGGAUAAUAAGACGCUGUCGGAGAGCGAAAAGAGGGAAUAAUCCUCUAUGAGGACGAGUUGACCUGAUUCCGGACGGCCGACAUACUUUUGUGAAGACAUUGAUUAGUGAAUGUUUUGUGAAUGAGUAAGUAGUAUUUGUCUACGCAACCGGCGGUCCGAGUUCGAGUUUCCCCUCACGCCCACCUUUUUGCAAUUUUCAGGUUUUUUACGAGAAAAAAAUGUUGGUUUUCGAAUUUUUGGAAUUGUCAAUAAGUUCUUAGUUCUUCGAAUUGCUCGCAGUUUUUGAUUUCAUGAUUUUUCGGCUUAAAUUUUCUUGAAUCUAACUUUUUGUCGAUGAUGAAUCACUUUUCUAUAAGUUUUAGAAACAAAGAAAAAACAUUAUAAAAUUAGCUUCUCAGUAUACAAUAAUCAACUCUUACAUAGUAAUGUCCGAUUGAGAAUGCUUAAUAUAUAAAUAAUAACUUUUCAAUUUCUUCACUUUAGUCUUAAGGGAAAAAAAUCAAGUUAAGAAAACGUUAUUCAAAAUAGAAAAUCAGGGACUCUCUUACUUUCGAUUUUUUUUUUGCUUCAAAAUUUGACCACUUCGGCCUAAAAAUGGAUUCUCUUCUUUUCCCUCGUUUCGAAGCUUUUCUAGUUUUGUGACAUAUUUUGAUCCAAUUUUAUUGAAACAGCAAUGCGUUAUGAAAUCUCAUUAUAUAUACAUUUUUUAUUUCUCCGCUGUUCGCUUUUAGAUUUUCAAGCACAUGCUCAUUCUCUUAGUGUGUAAGGACGUCAGCAGAAGUACUCUGCAUAGAGAUUUCAGGCCUAUUUUAUAAACUUUUUUUUGCUGUUUUUUUCAAAGGGAAUCAAAAUACCUCUGAAACGAAGUAGUUUAUGAGGUAGUAGAAGUAAGAGCAGAAAAAGUUGCAAAAGGCAGGACAGGCGCGUUUUUUACGAGUUGCACCCAGUGGCUCAUCGUGCUCACUUGUUGUUUUCACGGAUCGCUGGCUUGAGCUUCACCGCCAGAGAAAAAACGGCCGAAAUCCCUAGAAAGCCCGGCGUCGGUGUACAGCGGCCAUCGAUGAAUAUUUGAAUUGAAGCACAAUUGAUUGCAUCGGUUGUAUUUGCUUUGUGAGGCUUCUCCUGGCCACGUGCGUUCCCCACGAAUGGUCGGUUGAUUGCGACGUUUCAGUGCCUUUCGAGACUCCGGUCAGUACGUUUUGAUUCCUUUCAUGAGUUUCGAUGUCUCUUUUUGCUUUUUUGCCUUUAGAUCUUGUAUAAAGAAAAAGAGAGCCUGAAAGUUACUUUUUGAAACGUGAAGCCUACUAGCUGAGCGAAUGUUUCCGUGCUUGAAUAGUAUCUGGAAAACUGUAUUACUACAUCAACCUUUUGUUUGUAGAAAUCCAAAUACCGAAAGUUCCUAAAAAAAUACGAGAAACAAUUUUUCUUUUUUUUAUUAUUUUCAACAGUUGUAUUCAUUUUGAUAUGGAUAAAUAAGUGUCCAAGAUUUUUAAUUUUUUUGUUUCAAUAUAUUGCUACCUCAAUUGAGAGAAAAUAAAAAACAGAUGAAGAAAAACAAGAUACUUUGAAAAAGUUAGUUUUUGAAUGGGUUUUUCAUUUCAAUACUGAGAGCUUUUUCGUUUUCAAAAAAAGUAAAAAUUUCUGAUUUCAGUCGUGUUCCACGCGAACAGAUGUUUUUUUCUCUGAGCAAGGAUUUCACAUGAAACAUCUUGUUACAACUGGCUUAGAACAUCUGAAAGUGUAGCCUAUGGCUUUUUUUAACUAGAACUGAAGGAAUCUACUUUAUGGAAAGUAAAAAAACUAAAAAUCAGAAAAAGUCAUCAAAAAAAUAAAUUAUUAAGAUUCAAAUGAAAAAAAGCGCUACUUUUCUUUUUAUUGUCUCUUUCGAGUGAUUUUUUUCCGUAAAACUUCCGCCGUUCCCACAGCAACCCUCCAGCAUAUAUUUUUCUGUUUUUCCCGCUGAACUUCCGUCUAUUGAGCUUAGUGAAAAAGUUAUAAGUAAUCAUUCGAAAGGUAUUUAAUGGUUUUUUUGAUUCUUGCUAGAAAAAAAUUACUGAAAAAUCUCUUAACAUCGUUAAAAAAACUUUUUUUGUCAACUAGGCUUACUUUGAAUAAUUGGAAAUUUUUUUGAAGAACCUAAACCAAAAAAAUUUGUUGUAUUUCUAGCUUGAGAUUUAUAGUUUCACUGAGCAGGUUUCCUAAAAAAAGUGCAAAAAAAUCUUCAGAUUGUUAUAUAUCAAUUUCUGACUCAAUUGAGCUUUGAAAAAAAGGAGUAAAAAAAUCAGAAUUUCAAUUUUGGUUGACUAAGAUAGUUUGGAACUUGAGAACAGUAUUAUUAUAAAAAUAUUACUACAUUUUUCACAUCUUUACUAAAAUUUUAAAAUGAAAAAACGAAAACAUUUCGUUCUUCUCACCUCCAUUUUGUUGUUCUGUUCACAACAGACACGUCAAAAAAUGCACGUGUGACUUCCAAACCCGAGAGUUUGCGCCAGAUAAUUCCUCUGACGCCGACGAUCGAUUCGCUGUACCGUUCGAAGUUGGAAACUGAUGUGACGGGUUUCGUUGAAAGUAAUCUCUCUUUUUAUGAGGCUCCCAAAUGACAGUCUGGCAUUCAAAUUGUUUUUCGAUAGCUUCAGGGAACUUUUUUCCCGCUGUGAAGAGAAUACUCAUUCUCGUUUCUGCUGCCUCUCUGGAGAUUCCCGUUUUUUGCAGCAUUAGUGUACUGAUAUAAGUUUCGCAAUCACCGUUAAUUCUUCUCCAUUCGAACUAACUUCCUUCUCAUCGCAAUUCAUUGGUUCAUAAUUUUUAAAUUUAUGUAUUUUUAAACAUAACCAAGUCAUUUGGUUCAUAGAAAUUAAUUGUUUUUUUCUGAGAAAGAUAUUAUUUCGAGAAAUAGGCUCAAAACUCCCACCUGUUAGAUCUUAACCUCACAGCUUCAGUCGAUACAACCUCUUGAUGUUUGAAAGUGAACCCCAGCUUUUUAGAUGACGUAGUUUAUGUUUUUUUUGAUUUUUUUCAAAAAAAUAUAUUCACUAGGAAAUGUUCUGGAAAUUUUUUUAAAAAAACUUUGAAUGAAAAAUUGUCUGCCGAUGGGUCAAGUCUAUUUUUUUCGAAGCUGGACACCCUCCGGCGACUCAUCCUGGCCCCGUUUUCGGUCAUUUGUCAUUUUCGUCUCGCGCACUUCUUCCCGCUUCUUUUCUGUCUUUUUUGGUCAAAAAGUUGUCGCCGUUGUACUUUGUCUCGUGAAAUCUUUUAAUUUCCGAUUAUUUGAGAGAUGAGUUUUUUUAUAGAAGUAUAUGAAGAAAGGAAGAAAUAGACUGUAUACUUGUUGGUGAAAUUAAAAAUAGAAGCUAUUAUUUUUCAUUUCCUUUUUCAUUUAUCUCAAGGACUGCGAAAGCUUUAUUGUAUAUUCCUGACUAAUAUGCUUCUUUUUUGAACAUCACUGGGGUCUAAUUAUUUUCUUUCCAAAGAAAAUUCUGUUUUUCUUGAGGUUCAGUAGCUCAAAAUUUCCCUACUUUUUCAUGAAAAAUUGGAAAGCUUUCUUCAGGAUCGGCAGACACUGACUGCGGAGAGGCUGCUCAGUCGUCGGACAGCGACGCCAUUCCAACUCAUGAAGUAGACGUCCUCGCUAAAAUGGAACAACUCAAUAGGUAUCAUUUUUUUAAAGUUUUCAAUAGCUCAUAGAGGUAUUACAGUUUUUUUUCCUAUCAGAUUUGAAUUUUUGAAGUUCUGAAGAAUCUCAAAAACUUUUCCAUUGUUUUGCGAUGAUUGUUGAAAUUCCCUUUAUUACAACUUGAUCCCUGCGAAGUCAAAACAACGUAGAAAAAUCUCUUCAAGAGGCUCAAAUUUCACGUCGCUGCAAUGACCGGCUGUCCACCUUUGCCUUUUUUCCUCUAUUCCCACCUCUUUUUUCUCCUGACGACUUGGAGUUGACCACUUCACGAGACGGAUCGUGCGUGUGUUUGGGCUCGCCACGGAACUCUUUUGUGUGUUUCGCCGGGGGUCAACCAAAAACGUUUUUCCUUCCAUUCUUCAGUGUUCUCGGUUUCCCGCAAGCAGGCUUGCAGUGUUGCUCAAUACUUUGGAAAUUCGGGAACUAACUAUGAGGGACCUGAAAAGGACUUUCUUCUCUUAAAUUCAGCUCUGGAAAGCGAAAACACGUUGGCUGGUAAUGAAAAACCAGAUCAGCAGUAGAAAAGUAAUAUUUGCUUGUUGAAAAGAUAUCUUUGAAUGAAUUCUUCAAGUUUUUUUUUUCGGUUUGAAAUUUAUUUUCGCUGUUAAAAAUGAGAAAUUGAGAUUUAUUGAUUCAGGGGCUCCGCAGUCUCGGAAAACUUCGAAAAUCACUUUUUUUUUAGAUCAAAUGAGGAAGACUCGCGUAGUUUGACUUCUCGAAAAACAGGUUCCAGUGGAAGUCGGAAAGGAGCUCGAGAACCAACCCCUCCAGAAGACGAUGAAGUAUGACAAGAAAGAAAAACUUUGAUUCGCAUGACCUUAAUUUUCCAGGAAGAUCUUUGGUCUGUUUGGGGCGAACUCAUCAGAAAUUGGGAGUUUGAGGUUAAAAAGAGACCGACUCAUAUCAAGGUAAAAAUUUUCAUUGGAGUUUCAAAAACGAAUUUACUCAAGGACCUGGUGAAACGAGGUAUCCCGCAGCAUUUCCGAAUGAUUGCGUGGCAAUAUCUUUCGAACGCUUCCGUGUCAUCGAUCCAUGAAGUCUACAGCGACUACAUGCGGCAAUCUUCCGUUUUUGAGAAGGUCCCGCUGAUUUCGGAAACUGUAAAUUACGAAGUGAUCUGCAGGUCAUCCAAAGAGACAUUCCACGGACUUACCCUGAGCUCGAUUUUUUUAAAGAUGGCGGUCGUGGACAAUCUUUACUGUUCAACGUGAUCAAGGUGACAAAACUCAUCAACCAGAAUUAUCGACGAAAAAGUUUUAAGGCUUACUCAAUACAUGAUAAAGAAGUUGGCUAUUGUCAAGGAAGUGCCUUCAUCGUCGGGCUAUUAUUAUUACAGGUGACAUUUCCCUGAAAUUGAAUAACAUCUGAAAAGAUGUUCAGAUGCCUGAAGAGGAGGCUUUCGCCGUGUUGGUGCGAUUAAUGGAGAAUUACCGACUUCGCGAAUUGUACAAGCCAGCGAUGACCGAUUUGGGCUUGUGUAUGUUCCAGUUGGAGUGCCUCGUACAAGAACAGGUAAAGAACCAGAAAAACUUUUUCUUUUUUCUGAAUGCUGUAACAAUAAAUCACAAUAACUGAAAAUCACAAGUUACUCGGAAUUUUUCAGAUUUUACCUUGAUCGUUUGUGAGAUAAUAUGUUUUCAUGACUCUCCUUAUGGCUCAGUAAGAUAUGAACUAGUGAAAAAUUCCCAUAUGAUUUUUUGAGCGUAACUUCUUUAGCUUUAACGAAAUUUUUUGGGACACAUAUCAACUCGAGGGAACUUUAAGUGAUUUCUUUCGCUUUCUGAAAAAAAAUAUUCCUGAAACUCCCAUAUUUUUUAGCGUGUCCGCUUCAAAGAGCAUACUUACACCCCUUUCGCCCCUGACCUAUUCAAAUUUGAUCUAUAAAAACUGUCAUGAAGUCCAUUUUUAUAUCUUUUGAACACCUUUGGAGUUGAUGUUUUCGUUUUUAAUAUAGAAAAUUAAAAAUUUAAGAAACUGCAAUAAUUUUUAAACAGGAUUUUCGAUGAUUUCUUAUAAGUUUUUUUAGAUGCCCGACUUGUACACCCAUUUCAACAACAUGGGAUUCGACACCUCCAUGUACGCCUCGUCGUGGUUUUUGACUCUUUUCACCACCACAAUGCCACUCGAUAUUGCAAAUCGAAUCAUGGACUGUUUCCUCGUUGAGGUAAUUCUUCCUUCCAAAUGCAAUUCCAAAACACGUUUGUGUGUCAGGGAAUGGAUUUCAUAUUCUGCCUUGCAAUGGCGAUACUCCAACAGGCUCGGAUAGAGCUCCUUAGACUGGACAUGGAGGGGAUGCUCAAGGUAGUUGGAACAUCCAAACUGGUCUUAUCUUGUUCUCAGUAUUUUCAACGAGAAAUCAAGGAGCGAUAUGAGAACGAUCCCGACCUUUUGUUUGCCGUAGCCAAUCAAGUUCAGCUCAACCCAAAGCGUAUGAAAAGGUUUUUCAAGUCAGAAUUCAUUAAUGUCAGUUUUGAAAAUUUUUAGGUUAGAAAAAGACUACCUCGCCAAACGAACAAAAGAACAAGAAGAAGCCGUUGAAUUGAGAGUGAGUGAACGAUAUUUGCUGUCUGAGCUUCUGGUCGCAUUCGAAAUGGCUUACUGCGCGGAUUCCUCAUUUUUUUGUCGCUUUCGAUCAUUAAAUGAUGUGCUCACACAAACUUUGGAAAUAUUGAGAGUAAACUAGGAAUGCUCAAUUCAAUUUUAAUACGGACAAUUUUGCUACCAUGCCGCUCUCAGCCAUUCCAAAUGCGAUCGCGGCGUUAAAGAAGUAGUGACGCGUCAAAAAAACUGAGAAGUAAAAAAACAAAAAAAUUUUUAUUUUUCGUUAUUUUUUUGCCCGGAGGCAGUUGAUUGUUGCAAUUUUGUAAAAAAAUUUGUGAGUCAUACUAAAAAAAUUAGAAGAAAAAAAGUUUCAAAUUCAGAUUUUUUUUCUCAAAUUUGAUCUUGGCCUCGUCUCACUUGAAACAACGUAACCAGGAUUGCAUUUCUCGUACAAAAACAGGAAAAAGCUUUCCAGUUAUUAAGGGUCAGGUCGAAAUUUUUCCCAAUUUUUUUGGAUGUUAGUUCGUUCGUGAAGUUUACCAAAAUCUGGAAAUAAAACAAUUGACAUAGAAAAAAACUAAAUUAAAAUAAAUCACUUUUCUUUUUGUUUUCCAUGUCUUUCGAUCAAUUGAAGCCCAUCAACGUGAUUUGGGCAAUUGUUGAAAAUUGAGAAUCAAAAGAAGUUGUGUCUAAAAACAGCCCGAUGACUGUUUUUCCUGUGUCUCAUGAAACAUAACAGUGGAGGUGGCUGGCGUGUGGGAGUAGAACAAAAGAGGCGUGUCUUUUGCCACGCCCAUUCUGAAAACUGCCGUCAUUUCGCGUCCUCUGGCGCUCAUAGCACUGCAUAAAAUCAAAUUAUUGAUUUAAUUCGGUCUGAUCAAAAACAAAUAAUCCGAUUAGGUCUACUUUUUUCUGCUAUUGUCGAUUAUCAUGCAGUUGCGGCAACUGCGGCUUCGCAAAAAAUUCGUUUGGACCCGCAAGGUACUUUUUUUUUACUUAUUUUUUUGUUCUUACGUGCAUAUUGAGAUGAAUUUUUGUUGAAAAUCUAGUUGCUUGAUAUUUUUAAAAAAAUAAUUAAACUUCUCUUUUUCUGAAAAAAACUGUCUGAAAAACCACUACCUAAUCUUCAAUUUAUCUUUUACUUUUUGUUUUGGUAAUAACAAAAACUUUGAUCACUUCCUACUCUUUCAGUUGCGAUUCGAUGAAUUUCACUGUUUAAACUGAACUCCUAUAAUUAGCGCUUGCCGAUUUUCUCUGAGCUCUAUAAAUCUCUAAAAAGAAUCGCCUGGGAGGUGGUAUCAUUUUCUGUCAUAAUCUUCAAGCGCUCUCAAAAUCGCUUUCAAUAUUUUAAAUAGUCCAUACUUUCUGUGGAAUAGACUUGGAUCGAAAUAGUGAUUGCGCAAGAGAUCGAUAUUCCUCGAAUGGCUUUUCUCGUCUGCAGUCUUGUCUGAUUGAUUCAGCGAUUAGCGUUUUUCGUUCCUUCCACAAUUCGUCUCUAUCAUCGCACGUCUAUUCCUCUCCGUUCCUUCGCAUUGUCUCAAAGGCUGUCACUCAUGCACUGAAGACCCCAUAUUGGAUCCAUCAAAAUUUGGCAGCAAAGAAUGAAAGAGACAUUUGCGUUUGGAAAUUGGUCAAGGAAAAGCCGCUUGAAGAUUCGCACUUGACCCUUUUAGGGUCUGGUUAUCAUUUGUGAUGACAAUUGAGGCGCGCAAAAUCUUAAUGGAAUAUAGAUUAGGACUGGAAAUAUUAAAUUGUAAACUAAAAUUGAAAUAAUUUGCCUAAGCAUCAUUAUUUCAACUGUGCGAAGUUCGAGGAUUGGAAAAUCUUUUUUUUUUCUAGAAUUCCAACUCUAGUUCAGAUAACUUUUGAUUCUCUCAGAAGAAUUCAAAAAUUUUUGAUGUUCUUUCAAUGACGAUGCGCUUUGGUAAGAUCAAACACGUCCAACAGGAUAAUCACAACUCAGCUUGUCAAUAUGACUUGCAAAAAUGUGAUCUUAUCCCGUAGAGUCAAGUUUUGUUUGCCUUUGCUCGUGAGUUGGUAGCACGCGAUGGCGGGCGAACAGCCAACUCAAAUCGAAGAAAGCUGACUCUUUUCGUGACGAUUGUGCUCCAGGAGCUGUACUGACUUGAGAUGGUUUCGGGUUUCAUCAGCAAACUUUUGCUCCAGUUUUUUUUGCGUGUUUUUGAAGAAAACUUCUAGAAAAUAUCAAUUAGAAAUGAAGUUGAAGAUAAUUGAUGGAAAUUUGAGUGAAAAAGCAAAAAAACCUUUGAGAAAAAAAUAUGCUAAUUUCAUUUUUCGUAUUUUAUAAACAAUCCAAUUUUAGCUUCAACUUGUCUCGGUCGGAAGUAAUGAGUUUUUUUCACUUUCAGAAACAGCUGAAAUUUCGAACGAUUUGAAUAAAAAAAGCUUGUUUCAUAAGAUUACUGUUAGCUAUGCGAAAAAGUUUGAGCCUUUUUAUCUCAAAAAGGGCGACUGGAAAAGAUUAGAAAUUUCAGCUUUCAAUAAUGUUUUCCUCGGUUGAGAAAAUGCAUGCGCGAAAGUCAAUAACGAUUCAUAGCGAUCCGCACUCAAAAGCACUUGGGCGACACAAAAAUACAGCUUGUUCCUUCAGUGCCGCCAAAAAACGGCUUUUUCUAGAACUCGAGAUCCUUGUUGAUUGUUGUAUCCUACAAUUCGAUGAAAAACAAGAAUCGAUCAUUUUCGAAAAGCGUUUUUCUAUCUUUAUAUUUUACUUAUUUCAUGUUAUAAAAAUAACGGAUUUUCCGAAAGUAGUGCCAAAUAUUUGCGUCGAGAGCAAUCAAAAAAAUCGUUAUAAUCUGUUGAAAUUGUUUUGGCGGCCUUGAGUCCGCGAUUCGUUGGAAAUGCAUGCGAGUAAUCGUACCGAUGUCUUUUUUGGAAUGUUCAACUUUGACAAACGACCUGUCGCCCUUUUUCUUCUUUUAUACGUCAAACAAAACGAUCCAUCAAUUCGGGGUUCCUUUCAUCACAGAAGCCUGCAUUUCUCAAUUUACGUUCUUUUUCUCUCGAGGAAAUUGAGGAGAAAAUCGAUGAUUGGGGCAGUAGGAAAAGAAUGAAGUUUCUGAUGGAGAUCAAGGAUAACGAUGGAAGUUCCCAGAAGGGAAGAUUUUGAGAGGUGAUAAAAACUUCUUUCAGAGAUAGCUUGAAAGCGAUUUAAAACAUUUUUCUAAAGUGAAACUAGUACACUUGGAACCCUCUUGAAGAGUUUUCUCUCGAAAAACAGCUGUUUUCCCAGUUUUCGGUCGUCUUGUUUCUCUCCAGUUUGCGAACAGCAAGGCCCUGGGACAAAUGGAGGAGUAGUUGUACACUGAGCACACGGCUGUCUCAAGUCCCACUCAUCAUCUUCAGCCUCCAUUAAUUCGCAGCUCUUGCAGCGACAAUGGGAAAUGUGUCGCUUGAGGCGCGACCGACCCGUUGCAAUGAUCGAUUCUCUGUUGGAAGACACGACGAAAAAAAAUUUUGAAUUUCCAACGGAAGUUUUUAUGAGAAACUGUCUCGGGAAAGUAUCAGUUCUAUGAGUCACCUUGGAUAGUGAAAACUUGGAUGAUUCAUUUCCGCUCUAGCAUUAAUCAAUUUCGAUACAACAUAUGGCAGUCUAAGUUUGAAAUGGGAAACUUUAGAGGCAUUGAAAAUAUUUCCUUUAUUGAUUUUAAAAUUUACUGACACCUCAUAAAAAUUUUUGAAGUAUUGAUUUGAGAAUGAAUAAAUUUAGCAUAGCUUGAACAUUUUCUAGUCAAAAUCAUAAGAACUGUGUUAAAAAUUCAAAAAAAUAUGGUUCAUUUCAAACACAUAAAAUGACCCCCUGACAUUAUGGUCUCUUUUUAAUACCAGCUGCAUGGGCUAUAAACUGAAUCCUUCUAUUUUUUUUGUUUUAUAAACCAUCAAGCAAUAAACCAUGAACACCUGCUUAGUUUUAUUUUUCCAGAAAUUAUGUUAACAGCCGUUUUUCUUUUGUUCUCACUUCAUUAACUGCCAAGUUUGGUCAAAUACUGAAAAGUUCACCGUUUUUUAAAAUUAUUCGAAGUUCUCCAAAUGAAAUUUCUCGAGUUUAACGGGAAAGCUAAUGAUUGAAAAGUUGGGAGCUGAAAUAGGCAUUUUUUCAACUACUUUUCAUACUCUCGACUAGCGCUUACUUUGUUACCGGGUCGGUAGUGUCACGGCCGGAACAGCAAUUCAUCGGAUUAGUCAUUUGAAGCCCCGAGGCGUGACGAGCGACCGACCGGCCCCUUGAUUGCGGGAGGUGUCGCACAAAAGCCGACGCUCCACGUGUGUAUGGAACUGUGCGCCAAAGUGAACAAGACUUGUCGUGUUUGUCAAUGCAACACACGCGCAAAUAUACAGCAACAGCAACUGUCGAUUAUACACAAUAAAAAAUACCUUGGGAAGCCUCAUCUGGCUCGUUGGGAGCUACUAAAGAAAUCCCUGUUGAAGACUUUUUUUUAGUCAAUUCCAUCUAAGUGAAGCAUCAAUAAUUGCAAAACAGGAUAGGUCUGCAAAGCAGGUCGUUAUAGAGCACUGACAGCAUGAAAUUUUUGAAAUUAUCAAAACUUGAUAACGGUAAUUGAUAACCAUUAUGAGCACCUUUGGAAAAAAAACUCUACAAUAGAAAGACUUCGAUUCUUAAAAAAUUUAUGAACAAAAACUAUCUUUCUCAUUUCAGCGCCUGAGAACGGAAAAUCGGCUGCUGAGGCAAAGAAUCGAGUACCUUGAAGCUGAGUCAGCCGCCUUAGCCGACCGGUUGAUCCGUGGACAGGUAGGAGUUAGCAUUUUUCUUGAAUAUUAGUCCAUAUUUCUAGGUGAACCUGGCACAAGAAGCGGAAAAUUGCAUCAAUAUUGCUCAUGAGCUCAGCAAGCUACGGGAUAUGAACACAGACGCCCAUCGGAAGCUUGAAGAUGCUUACGAAACUAUCAGGUCUUUUUAAAUGUCGAUCUGAAAAAGAAAACUGAUUGAGCUGAGAAUUCGUUCUGUUCCAUUGGAACAGUUCAUUGGAAGCAGAACGUUCAUUGAAAUUUUUCGAUUUUUCAGACUGAAUCAAAGACACCUGUACAUUCUAAUAAUAGACGAAUCUUGUUUGUUAGAGCCCGUCUGAGCUCUUGCGGCAUGUCACAAUUUGAAAUUAGCAGAAGUAUGAAAUAAAACAUAGAAUAAAUAAAGAAUGAAGAAAACUAUAAAGGUCCACGAAAAAGAUGAACAAGAUCCCUGAAGGGCGGAGAAAAAUCAAUUAAAACCAAAAAGCUUUUACUAGGAAAAGGUUUUAGCCCCCGGCGGAGCUACUGGUGAAAAUUUUAGGGAGCGUACAUUAGAACUUUUUGAUUCUGAAACGAGAAAAAAUUUUUGAAAUAAAUCUGGUUUCAAGGUUGAAAAGCUUAAAAAUAGCGUUUCCCUGUCGUAAUUUAGACACUUUGCAAAGUUUUGCGGUCGUGGCUCAUAAAUGAUAAUCUGAUUUUUAAUUUCUGCAGAGAUCUGUCCUGUACGCGCAAGGAGAACAUCACCGACACGGCGACGCAGGUCGACGACACGAGUAUGAUCGAGCAUAUCCAUUCGCUGCAGCAGGAACUCAUUGAGGCCCACACCCGUCAAGCCGAUUCUGAAAACGCUUUGCGCGACGCCAAACAAAGAGUUUCGGUGAGGGUUUUGGAUAUUUAUGAAGCAGAAAUCAGAAAUCGAGCUCUAAAACUUCCAAGUCAAAACUCACUCAAAAGUUUUUUUUAAGUUCUCUUUGAAAGGUUUCAGCUCAGUUUGUGAAAGGCUGUGAAAAACUCGCAAGUUCAUAUUUUUGGCCGCUGACUAACUCCUCAAUGGAUGCAUUUAAAAAAAAAUAAGACAUGAAAUCAUUGAUUUUGAUGUAAAUUGAAACGCAGAGGUCAAAGCAAAACUGAAUAAAAGAUGAAAAAGUUUUUCAGGAACUUGAAUCAGCCAACAAACGACUCCGAGAAAAUGAGCCAUCGGAAGGAAUUGCCGGUCUUCAAGAAGAGCUGAUAUCAGUCAAGAUGCGAGAAGCCGAAAGUAGUUUGGCUCUGAAAGAAAUGCGUCAACGGCUAGCCGAGUUAGAACAGUACUGGGCGGUGAGAUCAGGGGAAAAUCAGCUCGUUCUGAUGAUUAUUUAUUUUGAAGAAGUAUGUCCACGUGCGAGCUUUUGAUCCUUCUUCUGCGUCAAUCGAAAAAGACUCAACCUCUUCGGAUCCUCCGGCACAACAACCAUCUCCGCCUCUGACUUCAGCGAGGUUCGUUUAGAGUUUGUUCUUUUAAACUGCAAACAAAACUCAACAACUAGAGUCGAAGUUUUCUGAUCUCUUCAAACGCGACUAAGCACUAAAAAACAUUACUUUCAAUUCCUGGAUGGGAAAUUUUCUUUUUGUAGGGCGAGGUUGGCGAAAAUCACAGCGUCUUUGAUUGGCGGAUCGGUCGACGAUGGUGACAGCGGAAUCACUGUCCGAGAACUGGAAGAUCAGUUGAUGGGAGUUCGAAUCAAAGAGGCUGACACCAUGGCUGAGCUCAAGGAAAUGCGUCAAAAGGUAUUUUUUCACAAGAAAACAACUUCCGUGUUUUUCUUUUUGAGGUUUUGGAUUGUUCGUUUAUUUAGGAAGAGUUUUUUGUUUCCAUUCAGUCGAAAAAUCCUAAAGCCGUGCAAAAAAUGAUUCUAGGCACGUAUAUAAACAAAAUUUAGAAAUUUUACGAAGCUUAUAUCAUUGCACUUUCCAUUGUUGAAGCUGAAACUGGCUCAAAAUUUGAUUGCCUAAAAAUUUUAGCAUUUUCACAGAGUUCAUAUAUUGAAAAAAAUUUGAGUUGAAAAAAAGUUCGCUCUUUUUUUGAGGUUAUGGAGCUCGAAACUCAGAACCAUGUGUGUACAAAUCAACUGAAAAGACAGGACGAAGAAAUGCGGCGUGUUCGAGAAGAAAUGGACACUACUACAAAGGUUUUUCCUUUAUAGCUAAUUUAUCCGUCAGUCUUUUUUCCAGAAACGGAAAGAGUUGGAAGCGGCUUUGAGGACUGAAAAAGAGCGGAUGGUUCAGCGGGAAAGCGAACUCAACGAGCAAUGCAUCAACGAGAGGCUCAAGUAUUCAGAGGCGAUGCAGACUGUUCAGGACCUUCGAACCAGUAUCGCGCAAAUGGAACUCAAGGUAUUUCAUCAUUAAAAUUAGAAGUCUGAAGAACUUAACCAUUGCAAAAAUAGUUGGAGGUGUGAUUGAACUCUUUUUGGAUGACAGAUAGGAAUAGCCUCGGUGAUCAUCUGAAGUCGUUUUGCUUUUCUUUUUUGAUAUUUCGAGCGGAUGCAUUAUUUUUCGAAGUUUCUUACAUUCAGGAUCAGAGGGAAAAAGGCAUCUUACCAAAUCAGUUUUUUUGAAAGAUUCUAUGAAAGGUAAAAAAAAUUCUCUGUUAGCUCGAAAAAUUGAAAUUUUGCAAAUGAAAAAAUCACUUUAGAAAGCCGAGCGCUGGACGCAGAAUCAACUUCGUGGUAGCAGUGUCUGCGACGUUGAUGAUGACUCUGUAAGUUUUUGAAUAAGCAUUGAACACAAACGUAGGAAAGUUUUGCUAUCGCACCAUAAUUUCAAACUAUCUCUGCGCUCCAACUUCUUUUAACGACGAGAACAACGAAUAUUAGAGAUGGAACAAAAGUUCAAAUAUUGUGUUCGAGAGAGCUGGGAGAGGUCUGACUGCUAUACUAGUAAAUUCAGAAUGGUGUAAAUCACCGUCACGUAAAUUUUUGUGACUGUGAAUCACACUAUUCUCCCAAUGUUUCAUAACUUUUAAAUCACGACAAUUGGAAAUCUCUGAUAAAAGCCAGUCCCUCACUUUCAAAUUUCCAAAUUCAACUUAUUCCAAACAGUCCAAUCAUCAAGAUAUUUUUUCAGAAUUCCCAUGCUUCGGGUUGUUCCAACGGCGACGCCUUGUCUUUGGCUUCGGACGAAAUGAACGCCCUCAUUGCCGACAUGACCGUCCGGGUCCCUGUUCUGAGCGACCUCGCCGAAGAAAGUUCCGCGACUGAAACAGACGAACGUCCACGGUCCAAGGUACAUAAUUAAUUCUUUAUUCGGAAAAUUGAAAAUCUUUGUCUGGAACUCGUAUAUCUCAUUUAUUAUACUAGAAGAUAAACUUUUUUUAAUUAUUUAGUAAGCAGAUAAACUUUUUACCGCGCCUAUCAAUUCAAAAAGUCUUACCUGAAAAAUUUUUUUGCUAACAAGCUCUGAGCGAAAAUAAUUCAAUCCCAUGAGAUUUUCUAAAACUUAACGUUCGUAUUUUUGUUCCUUAUUUUUAGUAACAGACACAAUUGUUGUUAGGGCAGUUAAUUAAUUUGAAACACUCUUCAGAAAUCGCUUACUCUCAAAAUACUAAACCUCACUUUUGAACUCGUAAAGAAUGAACCGAUGUUUCAAAAAAGACGACAGAAAAAGUUUAGUGAAAAAAGCUGCAGGUGUUCAAAAAAGAGGGUCAAAACCGUGAGUUCGAAACGGCUGAAAAAAAAAGGCAGCGGAGGACGCGUCGUCUCUUUUUUUUGGCAAAAAUUUCAAAAAUGUUUUUGUUCUCCUCUCCCUUUUGAAAGUUUCAAACUUCACCCAAAGAAAAAAAAUGGAAGCAAUUGAAACAAUCUCUGAAACACCUAACAACUUAGAGCAAAUCAAACUUAAAUUUUUUUUCAUGGUUUUUUUUCCAGUUAAAGUUUCUUCUAAGUUCUCUUUUUUUCGAACCCUAAUCUUUUUGUUGCAGGAAAAGCACGACGGAAAUGACACAACCGAUUCUGGCUUGCAUCUGUCUGAUGGUCAGUAA
Caenorhabditis auriculariae is the source of this 21364-nucleotide messenger RNA. Lineage: Eukaryota; Metazoa; Nematoda; Chromadorea; Rhabditida; Rhabditidae. The record is from the annotation of a GenBank genome assembly.